GGCCGCGCCUCUACCCCCAUCCUACACCACCCAUCGCCGAGCCCCAAAAACCCUAGCACCCCGCCUCCUCGCUCCCCCCCCCCCUCCGCUCCCCUACCGUCGCCUCCACCUAUUAAAGCCUCCGCCCCAAGAAAUCCGCUGCUUCGACGGCCGCAUCUCUAUCCGCUCCUCCUUCUCUUCGCCGCCCUCGGCGCAGCAGGCAGGCAGAACAGAGAGAGAGAUGGCGGCGGUGGCGGUGCGUGGGACCGGGAGGGUUGCUGCCGCGGGGGCGUCUGCGGCGGUCGUGAUGGCCGUUGCUGCUGCUGCUGCGGCGCAGAAUUUGCUGGUUCUGUUCUCUCUCGUGAUGGAAGCUGUAAGCGCUGGAGCAGAUAUAUUUAAUGAAGACCACCAAGAUAUUUACAAGCAAUUUGGCAAAAUCAAGCCUGGAACUGUUCCUGAGAAUAAGGAUGCUGGGUCGGACGAUGACGAUGAUGAUGAAGAUGAAGAUGAGGACGAUGAAGGUGGUGACGACGAUGAGGCUGAUGCAGAGGAGGAUUUCUCAGGUGAAGAAGGCGGUGAGGACGAGGAGGAUGAUGAUGACCCUGAGGCAAAUGGUGGUGAAGGAGGUAGUGACGAUGAAGAUGGUGAAGACGAUGAUGGUGAUGAUGAAGAAGGUGAUGAUGACGAGGAUGAGGAUGAGGAUGAGGAUGAAGAGGAAGAAGAUGACGAGGACCAGCCACCAUCCAAGAAGAAGAAAUGAUCUAGCUGCCUUCAUUCUCUCCCCUGUCUUGUUUCAGUCUGUUAGUUCUGCUGUUUAGAUGAUGAUGGAGCAGGUCUGAGACCGACCUAUGUAGCUUGUGGCUUGGUUCAUAGGGUAGGACAACAUUGAACUCUGAUGUUCUCUGGGUUUUCGCCUUUGUGCAUGUAGUCGUAUCAUUGCUGUGUUCUGUCAUUGGAGCUGUCAUAUUGUGCCAUGCAUUCAAUCUAAUUCUUGUUACUCAGGCGUAAUCAUCAAUUGUUACUUGUGCUUCAA
Brachypodium distachyon (stiff brome) is the source of this 1012-nucleotide messenger RNA. RefSeq names its product phosphopantothenoylcysteine decarboxylase subunit VHS3. The transcript is spliced from 4 exons. NCBI's taxonomy places the organism in Eukaryota, Viridiplantae, Streptophyta, Magnoliopsida, Poales, Poaceae. Bases 221 to 739 code for a protein of 172 amino acids. The record is from RefSeq and is a predicted model, not a curated record.